Ruditapes philippinarum (Manila clam) is the source of this 943-nucleotide messenger RNA. RefSeq lists its product as uncharacterized. NCBI's taxonomy places the organism in Eukaryota, Metazoa, Mollusca, Bivalvia, Venerida, Veneridae. The transcript has 2 exons. The record is from RefSeq and is a predicted model, not a curated record. The coding region runs from base 89 to 943 and encodes 284 amino acids.
CACAUUUUAUUCGCUAUAUUUAUAUGUUAUUUGGAGACAUUUAUAUGUUAUUUGGAGACAUUUUUGGCAAUAUUUGGAUAAUCGGAGUAUGGGGAAGACUAGAGCUGAGAUACAGCGGGAAUAUAGAGAGAGAAAAAAGGCUAAGUUGGGAGAAGAAUUCAUGAAAAAGGAAAGAGAACGAGUUAGGAACUACUAUGUACCAGCUUCUGAGCUGAGCAAUAAGAAAAGGAAAGAGAGAAAUGAAAAGAUGAAAAUAAAGAAUCGAAGGGCAAGAGCAAAGGCGAAGGAACUAUUAGAAAGGCUUCAGAUAAGAGAAUCAAGUGAUGACGGACCAAGUGACAGUGGCUAUGGAAGUGUAAAUGAACCAGGCCCGAGUCUAAAUGAACCAAUGAUAGUUAGUUUGCCAGCUAUAAGAGUUGCAGCUAGAGCUAAUGGGGCAAAGAAAAAAAAGGCAAGGGCGUUAGCAAGGGCUUAUCAUUCUAUUAGAGUGUUGCAGAAAAAGAAGAUUGAUCUUGAACGUAAGUUAAAAACAAAGUCAAAGCAAGUAGAACGAAUGAAAAAGAAGAUAAUUUUGAAAAACAAAAUACCAAAAACACCUGAGUGUACUCAAAAAGCUGUUGCAACAACUCCUAGAAGCAAAACAAAACAUGAAAUUGAACAACUGCAACUAACGCCAAAGAGGAAAAGAUUUGUAGCCAAAAAGUUGCUUUUGACCAACGUUUUAUUAGCCGAGAUAAAGAAAACUAAAGAAAGCAGUUCCAAGAAAAAGAGAAGAGUAAUACAUAAUGUAGUUGCUGGCAAAAUAACUAAGAAAUAUAGAUGCAUGAGAAUAGUUAGUGAAGAAACAGGCUUAUCAAGAACGGCAUUGUUGAAAUGCAAGUCAAAAUGCAUUGUUGUUCAGCGAGAACAGAGAAAAAGCAUAUCAAAGAAACAGGCUUAUUAG